AUGGAUCACUCCUUCCGCGCUUUCGUUGAGCAGCUCAAAGCAGACAACGACCUUGUCGAGAUCAACGAUGAGGUCGAUCCUUAUCUCGAGGCAGCAGCUAUAACGAGGCUGGUGUGCGAGACCAAUGAUAAAGCUCCGCUCUUCAACAAUGUCAAGGGUCACAACGAUAAAGGGCUCUGGAGAAUCCUUGGUGCGCCUGGGUCUCUUCGACGUUCAAAGGAAGACCGAUAUGGUCGCCUUGCUCGCCACCUUGCACUUCCUCCAACGGCAAGCAUGAAGCAAAUCAUGGACAAGAUGCUUUCUGCGAGUGAGCUGCCACCCAUCGCACCACGAAUCGUUGCAGAUGGACCUACCAAGGAAAAUUCUCUGGUUGGAGACGAAAUCGACCUUACACGUCUUCCAGCGCCGAUGAUCCAUCAAGAAGACGGAGGAAAAUAUAUCCAGACUUAUGGCAUGCAUGUACUGCAGAGCCCUGAUGGGACGUGGACGAAUUGGUCCAUCUCCCGGGCUAUGGUAUAUGAUCGCAACCAUUUAACCGGCCAAGUCGUUCAACCACAGCAUAUUUGGCAAAUAUUUGAGAUGUGGAAGAAAGAGGGGAAGGAUGUUCCGUGGGCACUGUGCUUCGGCGUACCCCCAGCUGCCAUCAUGGCUUCAUCGAUGCCGAUCCCCGAUGGCGUCAGCGAGGCAGACUACGUCGGGGCAGUGACCGGCCGUCCAUUGGAGCUAGUGAAAUGCGACACAAACGACCUAUACGUUCCGGCAAACACUGAGAUUGUGUUCGAGGGUAUCAUAUCUACUACUGAAGUCGUGGACGAGGGCCCGUACGGUGAAAUGCACGGGUAUGUAUUCCCAGGAGUGAAACGCAAGUACCCACUCUACACAGUGAACAAGAUCACCUACCGCAACAACCCGAUUCUGCCCAUGUCUGUCACGGGACGCCUCACCGAUGAGACUCAUACCCUGUGCGGAGCCCUCGCAGCCGCCGAGAUACGCAAGAUAUGUCAGAACGCUGGGCUGCCCAUCACAGACGCCUUCUGCACGUUCGAAUCCAUGGUCACCUGGGUAGCGCUCAAGGUUGACACUCUGAAGCUCAGCCACUUAAAGUGGACACCCAAGGACUUUCAGAAAAAGGUUGGAGAUGCUGUGUUUCAUGAGAAAGCCGGCUUUACUAUUCACCGUCUUAUCCUUGUUGGUGAGGACAUUGACAUAUACGCCGGCGAAGAUGUCAUGUGGGCGUUUUCAACCCGCUGUCGGCCUUUUGACGACGAGACAUUCUUUCAUGAUGUGAGAGGGUUCCCGCUGAUUCCGUAUAUGGGACAUGGAACGGGAUCCCCGGUUCAAGGAGGAAAGGUUGUGUCGGAUGCGCUAAUGCCUUGUGAAUACGCGACUGGAAAGAGUGAUUGGCAGACUGCAGAUUUCAAGAAUUCAUAUCCGAAUGAGGUUAAAGAUGGGGUGCGUAGCAAGUGGACGUCCCUUGGAUUUUCGAGUUUGGGUUAG
Molecule: messenger RNA, 1497 nt
Organism: Fusarium tjaetaba
Lineage: Eukaryota; Fungi; Ascomycota; Sordariomycetes; Hypocreales; Nectriaceae
Product: 3-octaprenyl-4-hydroxybenzoate carboxy-lyase
Exons: 1
Coding region: 1-1497 (498 amino acids)
Biological process (GO): ferulate metabolic process; cinnamic acid catabolic process
Cellular component (GO): cytoplasm
Molecular function (GO): carboxy-lyase activity
Source: RefSeq, a predicted model, not a curated record